GCUUCAUUAGGCCGCGCCUGUGCCCUGGCUGGCGGCGGCGUGGAGUCGGGGCAUGGAGGCCACGCAGGGUCCCUGCGCUGAACCGCGGGGCCAGGAAGGUGGAGGCAGGACCCUGGCUGCACAUCUGGAAGAGGAGAAACAGCAGCAGGGCUCAACCACUCACAAUCAAGAUGCCCAGAGAGAGAAGCCACUGCUGCCCUGCACCCUUUCUGGAGAGAAGUCACCGCCAGAGGCCUCCAGAGAGCUAGCUGAGGCACCUGCCUGUAGAGGGCGCCAGGCCCCCAGCUCCAGGGCUCUCCCCAAAGACCUAGCGCCAGCCCCACACAAACCCCAGCCUCAAGGGGAGGCCAAACCAGGGAAAAGGCCCUGUUCUCCAGCCUCUGGCAAGCAGAAGAGGCCCAGCACCCUGGGUCUGGCGUCUUCAUCAUCUCCCAGUAUGGGUCACUCAGCCAGGGCCAAGCACAACCCAGUGCCUUGUGGGUCAGGCCGGGGCCCCUGCCACCUGGCCAACUUGCUCAGUACACUGGCCCAGAACAGCCAAAACACAGAACAGAAGAAGGGGCCCCCAGAAGUGACCUGCCAAGUCCGUAAAAAAACUCGAACCCUGUACCGCUCAGAUCAGCUGGAGGAGCUAGAACGGGUUUUUCAAGAAGACCACUAUCCCGACAGUGACAAGCGCCGAGAGAUUGCCCAGAUGGUGGGGGUCACCCCCCAGCGCAUCAUGGUGUGGUUCCAGAAUCGCCGGGCAAAGUGGCGAAAAGUGGAGAAACUGAAUGGGAAAGAAAAGCAGGACAAUGCUGCAACCCCUGCUAGCAGUCAGGGAAGCUCCACAACUGAGCCCCCACCUGCUGUGCCCAUGGACCCAGAGCCUGGCACCUUGCCUCUGGAGCCCCCUCUGGAUACCUUUCCAGAGACCCCCAUGCUGCUGACCUCAGACCAGACUUUGGCCCCUACUCAACAGACUGAAGGUGCUCAGAGGGUAGCAGUGACCCCACCGCUCUUCAGCCCCCCACCUCUGCAAAGGACCAACCUUCCUCUUCCCUUGGUCCCUGUCCAUAACCCUCAACUGAUGCCUCUGCUAAUGGAUGCUCCUGUCAGUCACCGCAGCUACAAGGAUGGCCCCUAUGGGCCCUGGAAGACAAGCUUUACCCCACCACCUACCUUCUCGUAUUUGGAAGACCUGGAGUCCCAGGAUUACCAAGCAAGCCACUCAUUCUCCCAGGCUCCACCAACCCAGCUGUUCCAAGCCCCUCAAUCCCAGCUGCCGUUCCUGCCACCCUUGCCCUUCCCCAUGCCCAGUUCACUGUCAUUUCCGCCACCACCAGAAGAUCCUCUCUUUUCGUUUCCUUGUGGCCCUGCUGGGGGCACGUCGCAGAGCUACUGCCCAGGCCCCCCAUCAGGGCAGAUCCUGCUGCAGCCUCCUGCUGGGAAUAUAGGCACAGUCCCUUGGAGUGACCCCUAUUUGCCAGAACUGCCCUUCCCUGGUCCGUUCUGCACACAGGCUCCAGGGCACUCCCCAGCAGGAGAUGGCUACUUUUCCGAUCUAUUUGCAACUCCCUGCACCCAGGCUACAAGCAGGCAAUCUUCACCAGGAUUUGCCCAGGUGCUGGAAGAGGCCAGAUCAGGAGUUGGGCCCUUACCCAGCAAGGCACAAGAGGAGCAGACUGCCUCUUCCCUGGAGCAGCCCAGGGUGCUGGCAGAGGUCAGAGAGGAAAGUAAGAAUAGCGAGGUCCCCUCAUUGGGGGUCAAAGAGUGAUGAGAGGGUCAGCGGUGGGACAGGAUUGGGGGGCACCCAUGCAGAGGGUGGUGAUUGGAAGGCUGGGAAUACAGUGGAGCGUUGACUGAGGUCAACUUCUGCCCAACUGUGGGCUUGUCUUACUAGACACUGGCUGGACAGGAAUAGGGAUGGCCCACCCUUUUUCCUGUACCCCAAAGCCUGGUCCUGAAGAAAGGA
Molecule: messenger RNA, 1954 nt
Organism: Fukomys damarensis (Damara mole-rat)
Lineage: Eukaryota; Metazoa; Chordata; Mammalia; Rodentia; Bathyergidae
Gene: Nobox
Product: NOBOX oogenesis homeobox
Exons: 8
Coding region: 53-1756 (567 amino acids)
Biological process (GO): regulation of transcription by RNA polymerase II
Molecular function (GO): DNA-binding transcription factor activity, RNA polymerase II-specific; RNA polymerase II cis-regulatory region sequence-specific DNA binding
Source: RefSeq, a predicted model, not a curated record